GUAUCUGUGACAAAUAUAGUUUCAUAAUUAUGUAAAUGGCUGUCACAGGUAUUGCGAGUAAACUUGAACCACUACCGCCACAGAGCGCGAGUUCAACGUUCAGGCCAAGGAAUGGCUGCCUUCCUUGUGUGUCAUGGGUUGUUAGGGGUUGAUCCAGCACUAUCACUGGUCGUGUCUGGGCGUUUGAGACCGCAUGUGAGCCUUCUUCAUGAUGGUUUCACAGAUUCAAUGACAACGCCCUCUACCCGAUGUGGACUAGUAUGCACCAAGGAUCAAUACCAGCGCUAUACCGGUGUUCGAGGACAUCGACGUGCGCUAAUCAAGCUCAGAUGGAUUCGGUGCUGACGAAUGAAGUUCAGCCUUGAAAAAGAGUUUCAAGGUUGGCCGCAGCGCCUCAAACUCCACGUCUCGGU
Molecule: messenger RNA, 413 nt
Organism: Suillus subaureus
Lineage: Eukaryota; Fungi; Basidiomycota; Agaricomycetes; Boletales; Suillaceae
Exons: 1
Coding region: 112-345 (77 amino acids)
Source: RefSeq, a predicted model, not a curated record